This is a messenger RNA of Paramecium primaurelia, 1490 nucleotides long. Lineage: Eukaryota; Ciliophora; Oligohymenophorea; Peniculida; Parameciidae. The record is from the annotation of a GenBank genome assembly.
AUGAACCCACAACAAUAAUCAAAAACAAAAGUGUUUAAUAACUAGUAUGCAAUAGUAAAAAAGCUUUCUUCUGGAUCAUUUGGAGUAGUAUUUUUGGGUUAGGAUAUAAUCUCAAAAUAAGAUGUUGCUAUUAAAGUGGAAAAAGAAGAGAAUGAGGAGGUUAAAUCUUUAGAUAGGGAAGUGUAAAUUAUAAAGAUUUUAGAUGGAGUGGAAGGAUUUCCAAAAUAUUAUUGGUCAGGGGAAGAUCUUGGUUAUAACAUACUUGUUAUUUAAUUGUUAGGAAAAGAUUUAGCUUUCCAUUUCAAAUAGCUUAAGAAAUUCAAUCUAAAAUCAGUUUUAACUAUUGGAAUCUAAGCUGUAAAUCUUUUAGAGAGAGCUCAUUCAAAAGGAGUAAUACAUAGAGAUUUGAAACCUGAAAAUAUGAUGUUGGGAGUAGGGAAUGAAAUUUCUAAGUUAUAUUUGAUUGAUUUUGGAAUCAGUAAAGUUUAUAGAGAUGCUAAUGGAAGACAUAUGUAAUUAUUUAAAUUAAUUUUAGUAUGUUUAAAGAUUAAAAGUCAUUUCUAGGAACCACUAGAUAUGCUUCAAUAGCAGCUCAUUUAGGUCAUGAAUUAGGAAGAAAAGAUGAUUUAGAGUCAUUAAUGUAUAUAUUACUAUAUUUUUUGCGUGGGUAAAGAGUAAUUAUAAAAAAGUUAGUUACCUUGGUAGAACAUGGUCAAUGUAACAGAUGAUGAAAGAACAUAAAAGGUUGGAGAAUUAAAACUAUCACUUGAAAGUGAAUUGUUUAAAGAUUAAGUUCCAGAGUUUUAAAUGAUUUUUAGGUAGAUUUAUUCAUAUUAUAUUAAAAUAGUACUAUUAGAAAAUUACAAUUUAAAUAAGAACCUGAUUAUAGGAUGAUUGUAUAAGAAUUAAGAAAGGCUGCAGAAACAUUAAAUAUUAAUAUAGAUGGUAAUUAUGAAUGGUCAGAAAUCAAAUAAUCUACACAUUAUUAAUCUGAUACAAAUUAAAAUUUGAGUAAAUAAAAUAUUUAGUUUAACAAUUCUAAUGAGAUGAAAAAAUCUAUUGAAAAAUAAUUAUCAGGUGCUAUUUAACAUGGGUAAAAGGAUUUGUUAAAUAUGAGCUCUUAAAACUUUUUAGCACCACCUCCAUUAUCUUCAAGGAAUAAUACUUUUUAAAGAGAUGAUAUUAGAAAGAAUUCUAGUUUGACUUAAUAAAGUAGUAUUGGAAAUUAUUGUUAAUCAUUGAAUCCAAAUUAUUAGAAAUCAAUUUGUGAUGAUCCUUUAGGGAGUAGAUAGGAUAUUUUAUAAAAUAAAUAAUUAAGUUUUGAUGAUGAAAAGAUAUCAAAUUUUGAAAGUAAUGAAAUUAUAGAGAAUAUUGAUGGUUAGGAGCCCUUAAUUUAAAAGUAUGAGAAAGUGAAGAAAGGAAUUAAAAUGUAUAUUUUUUAUUUUUAUUUUAGUAAUCUUAUUUAAAGUUUAAGAAAGAAAUAAAAAUGA